Molecule: messenger RNA, 785 nt
Organism: Notechis scutatus (mainland tiger snake)
Lineage: Eukaryota; Metazoa; Chordata; Lepidosauria; Squamata; Elapidae
Source: RefSeq, a predicted model, not a curated record
UCCAGAUGUUUCUCCUCUCUUGCAGGGCAGCAAAAGCGUCAGCAAUUGCUGGACCCAAGCAUGGCCUUGGAAGAGGACACCGUAGAGAUUCCAGCCCUGGGCCGCCCUUUCCAGCUGGGGACUUUGUACGACUGUCGCAAGGAUGCCCUCAUUGCAGGCCUCACCCUUUGGGAUUGCAACUCUCUUCAGAAGGACCUGACCAUCAAGCCUCAGCCCAAGACAGCAACUGAAAUCAUUGCAUCUGACAGCAUAGAUGACAAGGCCUCCGCCCUGGAUGUCUCAGGACCCAUUAAGACCAGUUUCCUGGGGGGCCUGAUUGAUGUGAGAGGGUCAGCAGAGUAUCUUCACGACACCAAGAAGUCCAAGCAGCAGGCCAGAGUCACCGUUCAGUACAAAACCACCACCAAGUAUGAACAGCUGACAAUGAGCCACCUAGGAAGGCAGAAUGUCUCUUACCCAGAGGUCUUUGAGCAUGGCACAGCCACCCACGUGGUCACCGCCAUCCUCUAUGGAGCUCAGGCUUUCUUUGUCUUUGACCAAGAAGUUUCUUCAACGGAGACGGUGAAAGAUAUAGAAGGAAGUCUCCACGCUACCCUCAGGAAGGAAAUAUCUAUCGGAGGAGACGUAAAGGUCAGACUGACUGAGGAGGAGAAAGAGAAUGCUCUGAAGUUCAGAUGCAAGUUCCACGGAGACUUUUCUUUGCAGAAAAAUCCAGUGACCUUCCAAGAUGCCAUAAAAGUUUAUGAAACUCUCCCAAAAAUAUUAAGAGAAGAUGGGGGGCAGUG